Carassius gibelio (silver crucian carp) is the source of this 3276-nucleotide messenger RNA. It is a transcript of the gene evi2b, whose product is annotated as protein EVI2B. The coding region runs from base 83 to 1639 and encodes 518 amino acids. The record is from RefSeq and is a predicted model, not a curated record. Lineage: Eukaryota; Metazoa; Chordata; Actinopteri; Cypriniformes; Cyprinidae. The transcript has 2 exons.
AUGCAGCCAUUUCACAGCUUCAUUUCCUGUCAAGUGAAGUGACAGUUCCGUAUUCAUCUCUAUAUACUUCAGUCUUUAACAAAUGCUUCAGAGGAUGCCUGGGUUCUCUAAGGACACCAUGAGGACUACUCUUUGCACGCUUGUCUUGCUCUUCUCUCUACCAUGGAGUCUAAAUGGCCAUUUAACGACCAGCAAUAAGAAUACCGUGGUAACAAACACAGAAGAAAAUGCAUCACAACUGAGGGACUACACUACUGAUUCUGGAACAGAAAAUGUGGUUUCGCUUUCAAGAAGCAUUCAGACGCGACAACUUACGAGUCACUCGGAGCAGCAAGAGAUAAGGCUGAUGACAGCCAAAGGUGAAGAUGAGACAUCAAGGAGAAGGAGGAAUGUACAAUAUGACAAACUCAACUUAACUACAAUGUCGACACACCCUCAAACGCAAAUGCAGGACAAGGUAACUCAAAAGGAACAACAAAAACCAACAGAAAGCUCCCGGACACCACAUACUACAUCUGUUUUUCAAACAGAGAAUGCUACAGAAUUUACAAAAACACCAAAUGCCACAAGGGCAGACAUUUCACCUGAGGAAAAGACAAGCAGUGGAUUUUAUGAGACACAGAAAGCCACUCAAGAAACACCUUCUACUUCUGAUAUCACUGGGCUCCAUGAUGCGCAAGCAAAUAAAACAGUCAUGGAUAGCAGCGAUCUUCCAACAGCCCAGGCCACAAUGGAGACUUCAACCCAACCAAGCCCAAUGACUCAUGCCCACACUUCCGCAAUAGCAAAUGUGACAGAUUUCAAACCGAGCAAAGAUGCAAAAACCAAAGAGGGGAAAAAAGUCACAGACAAGUGGACAAGCACUCAAGCCUCUGAGCGUAAGACUUCAUCUUUGACCACGCCAAAAAAGAUGUUGACGACCACUAGAAAGACCACCAAAAAGCUAAGUCCACCUCCAUCAAAAGACAAGCAGCAAACAAACCCAGGUUCUGUUGUGGCGGGUGUGAUUGGCACCACGUUUGUCUUGAUGUUCAUAGCCAUUAUCUUUAUCUUGGUAAGGAAACGCAAAAUCCAAAGAAAGCAGCUAGAAAAUUCAGAGUGGGCCGGACCUUCACCGUUUUUGGAUGGCGACGUUCAACCGAACCUGCUUAAUACAGAGGAAUCCGAGGCCAUCAAUAGACAGGGCUUCAACCACAUGUCCAGAUACAUCUCCCAACGGCUCUCCAAACACCUGACAUUCGGGAGGAACUCAAGUGAGGAUGUUCUCAUGGGGGACAUCCUGCAAGGAAGCACGUUUGGCAGACAAAAUCCAGAUGAGGUCCAAGCCCCCAAUGGGGACCCGACAGCUGCUCGAGACUCAAUGGAGACAGAAGAAAACAAAAUCCAGGAAGGUCAAGAACCUGUGGACUCUUCUAAUACCAAAACAGCUGGAUCAGGAAGUGAACAAGAAACUGUGAUGGAAAGCAAAGAAUCUAAGCAGCCUGAUGACCUCACUGCAUCUAUGUCUUCUGACCCGGAUACUGUAAUUAAACCUCCUCCACCUUUAGUGUCCAUAGAUCUUGAUUCCCUUUCAGAAGAAGCAGCACCUUUGCAAACAUCAGAUGGUGGGAUUAUUCCACCUGCUCCACCACUGCCCUAAUGUCAUGUGACGAUCUACAAACCAACCAACACACUCAUAUUUUCUUUUUAAAAAUCAAACAAUUAUGUAAACACAACUGCUUGCAACCUUGAAACAUCACAACCAAAUGUCCAGGACAUAUCAAAGAGGAUGUGGUUUCUAUUAGCGACAACUGUCACAAUUGUUAAUCAUGAUAUCCAACUUGUCAAUCAAUGUCAGCUUUACAUAGAGAGAAUCUUAGUUAGGGCUGUGAAAAAAAUCUAAUGCGAUUUUCAUGCACAUCUAAUCAGUGAAGACGCUCCUGUAAUUAGAAGUAUAAUCUCCAGCACGUGUGUUCAGAUCAGGGUUGCCAGGUUUUCACAACAAAUCGCAAUUCCAGGAGGUUCCCAGAUAAAACAAAAAUUGCUUCCCGGGGUUAAAAUAUACGGGUUUUUUUUGGCAUGGUUGUCUUGUAAAUAAAAUUCGCAUUUUAGGGGCUAAAUAUCACGUUAUUGGUAUUGGGGUAGCUUCGAACCUCGGACACGAAAAACUUACUGCAGACUUGGCAACACUGGUUCAGGUGGAGCGGCAGUUACUACACAAGAGCCGUAGUCUAACGACAACUAACACAAAAUCGCUUUCAAAAUCGACAAAGAAUCGCCACCGAUUUUAAAAUCGAUUUUGUGUAGAUUUUCAGUGAAUUACGGCUCUGUGUAUCAAAUGCCAACCAAUGUUCCCAAGUCUGUGGUAGUUUUUCAUGUCCGCGGGUCGAAGCGACAAUACCAAUAACGUGAUAUUUAGACCCUAAAAUGCUAAUUUUAUCAAGGCAACCAUGCCAUAAAACGUACAUUUUAACCCCGGAAAGCAAUUUUUUAUCGGGGAACCUCCUGGAAACGCAAUUUUGGACUAGUUUUGAGAAGCAGCUGGGCAGGAUUUGUUGUGAAAACCUGGAAACCAUAAUCUGAGCACACGUGCUGGAGAUAUACUUCUAAUCACAGGAGCGUCUUUACUGAUGAGAUGUGCAUGAAAAUCACGUUCAAUUUUUUGCACAGCCCUAAUCUGAGUAGUCAAAAAGAUGUGUAGUCCACGUGAACUCAUCCAUAUUCUUGGUCAGGGGUGUCCAAUCCUGUUGAUGGAGGACCAAAGUCCAGCAGAAUUUAGCUCAAACCAGCUCUAACACUGAGCCUGAAGAUCUUGUUCAACUGCUUCAGGUGUGUUUAAAUAGGGUUGGAGCUAAAUUUUACAGGACAGUGGCCUUCCAACAGGUUUAGACACUGCAGUUCUUGGUCGAUUUUCCAAGGAGAGCGAGCUUGUACAUUUUAAAUCUGUAUAUCUGCUUAAGGUAAGUGUAAGUACACCAGCAUGUGUAGAACUAAAAGCUACCAAACUCCAAUUCUGAUUUCAUUAGGUCAUUAAAAUGUCAACGCUUUUGUCAUUUUAAUACUUUAACAGCUAAAAGCUUAUGUAUGGCUAGCUCGGGUAGUAUGUCCAGCAUGUCCAGUCUUUGUUCUUAUGCACUUAAGUGUUUGCAUGAGAAAGAGGGAAUGUAGCCAGUUUGUGAAUGAAUUACUGCAUUGCUAUAGCUACUGGGAGCAUGUCUGAGCUUCAAACUGGGAGGAACUCUCAGAUAACAGACCCAAUUGCAGCUCACUCUAAAAAUACAAAGUGUUGCAACAACA